AUGUUAUUAAGACGCUUCUUUGAACGAGCACGCACUCGUUCUUCCACUGAAACCAAUAAACAAAUCUGUCUAUGUACUACAGCUAAACGUGAUUCAUUAUACGAUGGUGCAACAGUAUUUCCAACAAAAACGAGCGAACGAGCAUCUGCUGAUCAACACGUCCCCGUGCGAACAGAUAAACCAAAACGAUUGAUGCGGCAAGCGAGUUUAGAUGAAUCGGAUGGUGAUGAUGAUAUCGGCGUCACAGAGAAACUUCGCCGUGCUUCAUCGCAAUCACCAGCGAAUAUUCCCAUGUUAGUCGUCGUUUCCUUCAAUCCCGACGUGAAGGGCUUACAAAAGAAACAAAUCGAAAUUCAACGAGGAUUUCCUGUCAAUGCGCAAUACAUCCUGAACGAAUGGUUAUUUAUUAAGACUGCUGACGACGAAGAAGGUUUUGUUCCAUAUGUCUGCUGCCGUCCGAUGUUUCGUCGUCAGUCGGCCAAACAUUCGACUAGUCAAUUCGAAAGUGCAUACAAACCAUACGAUUUCGAAUCAAAUAAAUCUCAUUGUAUGAAAACACCUCCGACAUUGACACCGCCGACUAGUAAAAAGAAUUCACUGUCAACUCACCUCUGCUCGCCCACGUAUUUAUUUCAAAAAUCUUCGCCGAAUAAAAAACGUCAAGACGUUACAUCAUCAUCGUGUGGCGGUGAUUCGGGUGUAUCAGAUUGUGAAUCUUCAUCGAAUAAUCACCCAACCUUAGACUUGUUAACAGCACGUUUAUCAAACAUUCGUUCGUUGCGUUUAUCUUCGACUAUCAUUAAGAAAACCGGUCUUAUUGUACAAGAUCUUCCAUUGAAGAAAUCGAACAAGCCAAGUCUCAUGAAAUCGCAAUUAUCCAUUUCGAGUAACAGUGCAUUUACUCAAAUUGUCAAGAAACCACAGCGACAUGAAGGUAAUCAACGUCAACAAAAUCAUCAAUCAUUUCACCAAGAUCAAGAACCACUAAGCUCAUCAUUUAAUCGAAGUCAUUUUCGUCGUCUCUACGACAGCUACGACGAAACCACCAAAGUCUCAUCUCCAACAUCGAAAUAUCUGAUCGAUGCAAACAACCUCAACUCAUUAACAAACAUACGUCAAACGCCGUACGCACGUCGCUCAUUGCCACAUCAUAUUCAAUCCAUUGUGAAAAAACCUCUAUGCACAAAACUAUCAACAUCAUCAUCACCAGACCCAUUCAAAACGAUUAAAGAACAACAAUUACGUCACAUCGUUCUAGCAGAACCAUCUUUACCUCCGGCUAUUAUUCCAUCGAAAAUGGCACUUGAAAGGCAUUUUUCCGAUUUAAGUCUCAACCAAAUUGAAAACGAUUCUCUUUCUCCACCGACACCGAUUCGUUUGACUCAUCAUCGACCUUCUCUUUCCUGUUCAUCAUCAUCAACUUCGAGUACAAACUCAUCGACAGACGAUAGCACAACGCCAUUUAUUCAUAUUCAAAUGAACAAUUACCGCGCUGGACGUAUACCAGUUAUCUAUACGUCAUCGAAUAUCAACAACAACAAUAAUAAUAAUAACAACAGUACCAAUCCAACAUCUUCAAAAUCGAAUAGUUUCAUUCAUAAUGUUUCGAUUACUGUCUAA
Adineta ricciae is the source of this 1620-nucleotide messenger RNA. Lineage: Eukaryota; Metazoa; Rotifera; Eurotatoria; Adinetida; Adinetidae. The record is from the annotation of a GenBank genome assembly.